Syngnathoides biaculeatus (alligator pipefish) is the source of this 2965-nucleotide messenger RNA. Its product is annotated as cholesterol 24-hydroxylase-like. The record is from RefSeq and is a predicted model, not a curated record. The transcript is spliced from 15 exons. Gene Ontology annotation, biological process: cholesterol catabolic process. NCBI's taxonomy places the organism in Eukaryota, Metazoa, Chordata, Actinopteri, Syngnathiformes, Syngnathidae. Gene Ontology annotation, molecular function: heme binding; iron ion binding; cholesterol 24-hydroxylase activity. Bases 264 to 1787 code for a protein of 507 amino acids.
CGAGCAGAACUUACAAAUGAUUGCAUCAUUGAUCGCCUUAUUAUUUCGAUUCUCAUUUUACUAAACUGAAAUUCCAGCGCUGGUGCUAAAUCAAAGUUUAAAAAAAAAAAAAAAAAAAGGCAUCGGGGCAAACAAGCCGCCUGAUCAAGUGUCGCAUCCGUAUGACGUCACACACCUGGAGUUAUCACGGCCCCUCCCCUUUAUCGGAAACAUUUCCCAAACAUCGCCGAACUUUUAUCCGCACGUAUUUUAGUCAUUGAAAAAUGUCUUUUGUUUUCACCCUGGCCGCUCACUUGCUCGGCUUGCUCGUGAUUUUGUUGUUCGUCGCCUUCCUCGGCUACAGCGCGUACCUCAAAUAUGUGCACCUGAAGUACGACCACAUACCUGGACCGCCGAGGGAAAGUUUUUUCUUUGGACAUUCCUUCAUUAUUUGGAGAACGAUGAAAAACGACGACCUGACGCACGACCUGUUUCUGAAAUGGGCCGAGCGAUAUGGAUCUGUGUACAAGAUUAACCUGUUGCAUCACGUCCUUGUCUUCAUUACCUCCCCGGAGAGCGUCAAGGAAAUCCUGAUGUCCACCAAGUACACCAAAGACCUGUUCCUCCACAAGCGCCUCUUCAGCAUGUUUGGUCAAAGGUUCUUGGGCAACGGCCUGGUGACGGCGAGGGAGCACGAUCAGUGGUAUAAACAACGGCGGAUCAUUGACCCCGCCUUUAGCAGCCUGUACCUGAGGACCCUGACGGGAACGUUCAACGAGCAAGCCGAGAAGCUGAUGGCCAAACUGGCGGACGUCGCCGACAGAAAGUCGGAGGCCCGCAUGCUGGAGCUGGUCAACCGGGUCACCCUGGGGGUCAUCAUCAAGGUGGCGUUCGGCAUGGACAUUGAGCUGCUGGAGAACGCGUCGUCGCCGUUCCCCGCCGCCAUCGAGACGUGCCUCAAGGGGAUGGUGCACAACAUACGCAACGCCUUCUUUCAGUACGAUCCCAGGAACCGGGCCUUUGUGGAGGAGGUGCGGGCCGCCUGCAAACUGCUGCGCUCCACCGGCGCCGAGUGGAUCCGCAACAGGAAGUCGGCCCUGCAGGGCGACGGCGGCGACGUGCCCAAAGACAUCCUCACGCAGAUCAUCAAGUCGGCCGGAAAAGAGGAAAGCAUGACCCAGGAAGACGAAGAGUUCAUGCUGGACAAUUUUGUGACCUUCUUCAUCGCCGGACAGGAAACGACGGCGAACCAGCUGGCGUUUUGCAUCCUGGAGCUCGCCAGACAUCCCGACAUACAAAAGAAAGCUCAAAAGGAGGUGGACGACGUCAUCGGGAUGAAACGAGAAAUUAGCUACGAAGACCUCGGGAAACUCGUUUACCUCUCACAGGUCCUCAAAGAAACUUUGAGGGUUUACCCGACGGCCCCGGGGACGUCCCGCGAUCUCGUCGACGACAUCGUCGUGGACGGCGUCCGCGUUCCGGGCGGAGCCAUCAGCAUCUUUAGCUCGUACGUGUCCAGCAAAUUGGAACGCUUCUUCGAGAAUCCGAAGGAAUUUAACCCGGAUCGCUUUCACCCGGAUGCUCCCAAACCUUACUACUGCUACUACCCAUUUUCUCUGGGCCCGCGGGCCUGCGUGGGAAAAAACUUUGCUCAGAUGGAAGCCAAAUUGGUGAUGGCCAAGUUGCUGCAGAGGUUCGACUUGGUGCUGGCGGCGGGCCAGAGCGCCGAAAUCCUCGACUUGGGUACGUUGCGGCCCAAAAGCGGCGUGGUGUGCGCCGUCACGCACAGGAAGCACUGCGGCCCGUGAAGGCGAAGGCGCCGGCGCAAAAAUGGCCGCCGGAGCGGUUUCCUUUCUACCCGGUGACGCCGAAUCGAUCAGUUUCUCACUCUCUUUCAAAUCAUUUGUCGUCCAAUCAAAAGUUCAGAAUGCUAAAAAAAAAAAAAUCACUUUGUAGGCGGACAAAUAUUCUUGAAAAUAAUCACUAAAAUGAUAUUAUUGCACUCUUAACAAAAUAUUCAGAUGAAUACACAUAAUUUAUAGCAUAUGAUCCUUUUUUCUUUUGUAUGUAAUUCAAUCAUUUUCAAUAAAUUCAUUUAAAUGUACUGCAUCUUUUUAUUUGAAUUAUUUAUAUUUAGUUAGGUGCUUGGACUAGUUACACAUUCUCGAAAUUAGUCGCCGUCUAUUCUGAACACGGAUGAAUUGUAUUUAACUCAAAAUUGUCCAAAAUGUCAAAACGUUAAAUAUUGUUUGAUUUCACACACAUUUUUUUUUUAAAUCCAGUAACUGAAUCUUUUCAAUUUGUGCCUUUUCAUUUUGAACGAAAGUCCGGAUUUAGGAGUAAAGGGAUGAACAUUCGUGCAGUACAUUUAUUUGUUUUUGAUCCGCUAAUUUUCAAAAUAUAAUAAUUAAAUAAAUUUUAUAUUAUAUUAAAAUUAUGGAAUUGCUUGACUAAAAGUAAAAACCCUGAUUGCGUAACUUUUGAAGGUUUAUAAAGUACUUUGUGGAUGUACUGCAUGUUGUGUAAUUCUGUAUUUGUGAUAGCAAUGAAGACAAAGAUGGGAACACAUUUUACUCGUUGCAGUUACUGCGAGUGGUCGCUUGAUGUCAGUGUCGUCCCCGUGCCUGAUUUCAAACGAAGUCACCAUCAACCAUCCAUCCAUUUUCUUAGACGCUUAUCCUUACCAGGGUCGCGGGGAGUGCUGGAGCCUAUCCCAGCUGUCAACGGGGAGGAGGCGGGGUACGCCCUGAACUGGUCGCCAGCCAAUCUCAGGGCGCAUAGAGACAGACAGCCAAUCACACCUAGGGGCAAUUUGCAGUGUCCAAUUAAUUUUGUAUGUUUUGGGGAUGUGGGAGGAAACCCAGGCAGGCACGGGGAGAACAAGCAAACUCCACACAGGCGGGGCCGGGAUUUGAACCCGGGACCUCAGAACAGCUAAUCCACCGUGCGCCGUAACCAAUCAAUUGUCACGUUAUCAUUUUGAUCC